GUGUCGCGAUACGUCAUCACGUCGUUCGGUCGAGAUCGCAAGGGCAUCGUGAACGAAGUCACGGCCGCGGUGUUGGCGGCGCGAGGAAACGUCGAGGAGAGUCGCAUGGCGCGACUGCGCGGCGACUUCACGAUCACCAUGCUCGUCUCGUUCGUGCGAGAUCAGAGCGACGUCGACGCCUUCAAGAGCGAUUUGGCGCGCAUCGAGGGGUUGACGACGUCGGUGCGCGCGUCGAGCGAGGAUGACGCGGCGAAAACGGUUUCGACGCAUCGUCGAGUAUUGCUCCGCGGGAACGAUUUCCCGGGAAUCACUCACGCGUUCACGCGCGUUUUGUUCGAUCGGGACGUGAACAUUGAGAGUAUGACCACGGAUACCGCGCCUGCGCCGUUCGGAACCGAGCGUUUGUUUCUCGUGGACGCUCUGGUGCGAUUGAGCGCGGGCGCGGCGUCGAUCGACGCGCUCGGCGCCUCGCUGCGCGCGCUCGAGCGCGACAUGGGUCUCGACGUCGAGAUUCUAGAGCACGAGCCCGCGAAACAACUCCGUUAG
This is a messenger RNA of Ostreococcus lucimarinus CCE9901, 546 nucleotides long. RefSeq lists its product with no specific name. The record is from RefSeq and is a predicted model, not a curated record. The transcript has a single exon. Gene Ontology annotation, biological process: DNA-templated transcription; regulation of DNA-templated transcription. The annotation marks the transcript as partial. NCBI's taxonomy places the organism in Eukaryota, Viridiplantae, Chlorophyta, Mamiellophyceae, Mamiellales, Bathycoccaceae.